AACAUGUGGUAAAACUAUGAAGUGUGGUGGUGGUGUGACUUUUAGGAGGUUAGAUGGUUUUACCUCAGAGCCUCCCCCGGACAUUAACUCACACUGUGUGAAGUGCAUGUAGUGAGCGAGAAGACCCUUUAACACAAUUUACAAUUUACAAUUUCUACUAUAGAUCAACAACCAUCUGAAGAUCAUGGAGAGCAGCGCGCAGAGUUCCUCUUCCCCUUCAUGGACUGAUUGUUUUGCAGUAAAGCGGAUUCGCAUGUUGAUCCCUGUUGGAUCCAAGACAGAAAUAAAAGAGUUGUCUAAACUGGCCGGACCAGUGAUUAUUUCCCAGCUCAUGGUGUUUGCUGUGAAUUUUGUUAGUACUGUUUUCUGUGGCCAUCUGGGGAAGACAGAGCUGGCAGGGGUGUCUUUGGCCAUGGCGAUUAUUAAUGUUACAGGUAUAUCCGUAGGAGUUGGUUUGUCUGGAGCUUGUGAUACUCUAAUUUCUCAGACCUAUGGAAGUCGUAACCUCAGCAAAGUCGGGGUUAUUCUGCAGCGGGCAAUUCUCAUUUUGCUUCUGGCUUGUUUCCCCUGCUGGGCGAUCCUCAUUAACACAGAGCCCCUUCUGUUAGCUUUCAAACAGGAACCAGCAGUGGCCAGUGUGUCCCAGCUGUAUGUGAAGAUCUUUAUGCCAGCACUUCCUGCUUCAUUCAUGUAUACGUUACAAACAAAAUAUCUGCAAAACCAGGGUAUCAUAUGGCCACAAGUAAUCACAGGCCUUGUGGUCAAUCUUCUUAAUGUUCUCAUGAACUACAUCUUUCUUUUCCCAUUAAAACUAGGAAUAGUAGGUUCUGCUGUUGCCAGCACAAUUUCUGAAUUCGCCAUGGCUGGAGCUCUCUAUGUUUACAUCAUUUGGAAAGGUCUUCAUAAAGCCACCUGGGGAGGUUGGUCCAAAGACUGCCUGCGAGACUGGGACACUUUCAUCCACCUGGCCAUCCCCAGCAUGGCCAUGAUGUGUGUUGAGUGGUGGACCUAUGAGAUUGGAAGUUUUCUGGCAGGUCUAAUAAGUGAGGUGGAGCUCGGGGCUCAAUCAGUUGUCUAUCAACUGGCAGGUUUUGCAUACAUGUUUCCUUUAGGAUUCAGUAUAGCAGGGAAUGUAAGAGUUGGAAAUGCCUUAGGAGCCGGAGAGACGGACCAGGCCAAGCUGUCCGCUAAAAUAACACUGUUCUGUGGAGUGGCAAUCUCUCUAUGUGCGUCGAUCUUAUUUGGAACCCUGAAGAACCACAUCUCUUAUAUCUUUACAUAUGACGAACAAAUCAGGGAAAGAGUUGCUGACAUCAUAGCUUUUUAUGCUCCAUUCGUCCUCCUAGAUGCAUGCAUAUGUGCCUCUGGGGGAAUUGUAAGAGGAGCAGGUAAACAGAAAGUUGGGGCACUUUGCAACAUUAUUGGAUAUUAUGGUAUUGGUUUACCUGUUGGAGUGACUCUGAUGUUUGCAGCCAAAUUAGGAAUCAAGGGUCUGUGGACAGGCUUGUUUAUCUGCGUGUUUCUGCAGGCUUCAUUUAUGAUUUUCUACUUCACAAGAAUGAACUGGAAGAAUGCGACAACCGAGGCUCAAACUAGAGCGGGAGUGCAUGUGGGCCCAAAAGAUACAAGUCACGAACCAGAUGAUUCAGCAACGUCAUUCGGCCAAACUGACACCGUGGGUCUGGCUGGCAUGGAGGUGGAACCAGCAGUAGUGGUGAUCUCUCACAGGACUCUGGUUCUGCGUAGAGGUCUGGCUCUGGCUGCCAUGCUAUUCAUCUUGGCUGCUGGAAUCAUUAUAAACCUGCUGGCCACUAACUUUGUUAUACAAACAAAUAACUCCACUUCACAUUAGCUUUUACUGUACCACACUGUGAAACACUCCACUCUUGAUUCUAUUCCUACCAAACGGUUCAAAUCUGUCAUUGUUUUCUAAAUGAAAUUAACAGCCAUAGCUCCCUGCAGACUGGUGUUUUCAACUGCUUCUCUUACAGUAAUAGUUUAAAUAUUUUGAAGUGGGGUUGUAUGAGGCACUUCUCCAUAGUCAGUGGAGUAUUACCUCCAGUAGACAGCAGUUGGCAUGCCUCCAGUUUGGAGAAGCAGACAGCACUGGAGCAGAGCUGCGCACUGUUGUAGACAAUUUUAAACAUUACAGAAAAAACCCUACCUCACAGAAAAAUCAAUAUCUGUUAAAGUGAAUGUUAUAUUAGGAUUAUAAUACCGUUUUACCUCAUCCUACCUGCUAAUCAUGUCCUCUGAUGCAGAGGGUUGAUCUGUGUUAUUAAACCAGCAUGCAUUUAUUGUGAAUUUUACUGUGUAUUGUGUUUUGUAAUAAUAUGACUUCUUUCUUGUAUUGUUAUGUUAAAUGGCAGGGGACACAAAUAGCACAAACACAAGCCAGAGACCAGAAUCAGUUUAUCGAACCAGAAGAUAUAGUGCAGUUGGGGGUUUCCUGAACAGUGCAGGGCUGGUGGUGGCAAAAACCUCAGAAGACAAGUGCAGAGAUGAUGGAGGUGGAUGUGGCAGGUUUCAUGGAGCACAGGGGGAUAAAGGUUAGUCAGAGAUCAGAAUUACCAAGUGUUACUCUUCUCUGAUAGAGUCUGGGAGGUUGAACCUGUCUUUUGUACUUGGAUGACAAAGAGCAGGUGGUGAGGCGAUCAGGCAGUGGAGAGAGAAAAGGCCACAUCCAGCCCAACACACAUAACAGAGACAGAGAGACAAGGAAAAGGGCAAAAUAAAAGAAACACAGGGAAGGAAGGAGGCAAAAACCUUCAUCCUGACAUGUAUACUGUAUAUUUACCCUGCAAAGCA
Messenger RNA from Larimichthys crocea (large yellow croaker), 2808 nucleotides. RefSeq names its product solute carrier family 47 member 3 (gene slc47a3). The record is from RefSeq and is a predicted model, not a curated record. Gene Ontology annotation, molecular function: antiporter activity; xenobiotic transmembrane transporter activity. The transcript is spliced from 17 exons. Gene Ontology annotation, biological process: xenobiotic detoxification by transmembrane export across the plasma membrane. Gene Ontology annotation, cellular component: membrane. The coding region runs from base 185 to 1852 and encodes 555 amino acids. NCBI's taxonomy places the organism in Eukaryota, Metazoa, Chordata, Actinopteri, Sciaenidae.